Messenger RNA from Formica exsecta, 3778 nucleotides. It is a transcript of the gene brat, whose product is annotated as brain tumor protein. The transcript has 6 exons. The coding region runs from base 490 to 2934 and encodes 814 amino acids. NCBI's taxonomy places the organism in Eukaryota, Metazoa, Arthropoda, Insecta, Hymenoptera, Formicidae. Gene Ontology annotation, molecular function: translation repressor activity; protein binding; zinc ion binding. Gene Ontology annotation, biological process: negative regulation of translation. The record is from RefSeq and is a predicted model, not a curated record.
UGUGUACGGAGCGCGCGCCGGUAGGAGAGAGAGAACGAUCGUUGUUCGAAAAGUCAAAUUUCUCGCGUACGUGAAUUAUCGUGUCCGGGAAACGCGUGUGCUCGUAUUUGCACGGACUCGCAUGCGUGAACGAUCGACGACGUCGCGAGUCUCAUCGUCGCAAACACUUGGAAUCCCCGGAAUUGUUGACCGCCCGGCACGUGCCGGCUGUCUCGAACGAACCGGCGAAAACCUAACCUUCAAAGGUUAACUGCGAACGGCGAGAGUGACGCCUUUUGACGAGCACGAGGUGCGUAGUGUCGCAGUUCCUAUCCCGUCAAAUAGCUCAGGAUCCGGUAACAACGGUAUUAAAGAUCGCCAGCGCGGGCCCCGCUGGUGAGUAUUGUAAUGUCCCGGCAGACGGUACCGUGAAGAGGUCGUAAAUUUUGCAAGUACCCGCGCCACGAGAUUACGAGCAUUAUAUCUUCAGGGGAUGCCGGUUGACUGAAGAUGGCCUCGCCGACACCCUCGCUGGAAUCGCGCGCGAAUUCCCUCGGGUCCCCGGUCUCGCUGUCCCCAGUAACAGUGAGCGGCAGUUCGCCGCCUGCUAGCGACUCGGCGAUCUGCGACGUCGACAGCUGCGAUUUGUGCCUGGACGCGCCAAAGUCGGGCGAGGAUCCGUGCCCGCGCUGCCGGCUGGGUAGCACCGGUCGCACCCGCUGCACCGGCUGCAAGUCCAGUUCGGCCGACGCUGUGGCGCGUUGUUACAACUGCGAUCAGUUUCUCUGUCCGAAUUGCGUAAUGGCGCAUCAGUUUAUGCUCUGUUUCGAGGGUCAUCGGGUGCUGAACCUGGCCGACUCCAAGUUGGAGACCGUCGGCGGCAAUGGCAGCGGCGGCGGUAGUGGCGGUGGCGGUGGCACGAUUACCGCCACAACGGAAUUAUCCAAGACCACCUGCAACGGUAGCAACGGCGGAAACGGCGGAGGUAACAGCUUAGUGAUCAAUGGUAGUAGCGGUAACGGCAACAACAGCGAGAAGGUGCACUUUUGCACACGACACAAGCAGGAGAUAAUCAAGUAUUUCUGCCGGAGCUGCAACGUGCCGAUAUGCAAGGAGUGCACGCUGACGGAGCACGCGGCGCCGCUACACGACUGCGCCCACAUCUCGGACGUGGGCGCUCAGCAGAUCGAGGCGUUGGUGCGGACCGUCCAAGAGUGCCGCGCAAAAGCGGCGGACGCCCGUGCGGCCGUCAAGGCGGCGGAUCACAGUGCCGCGGUGCUACAGGUGCAGUAUCAUAAGGCGCAGAAUGAGAUCAACGAUACAUUUCAGUUCUAUCGAUCGAUGCUGGAUGAGCGGAAGCAGGAGCUGUUGAAGGAACUCGAUUCGGUGUUCUCAACGAAGCAGAUUUCCCUCAACGUACUCGGGCAACGCGCCAACGAAAUGGCGGACAAGAUUAUGCAGGCCUGCGACUUCGUCGAGCGCGUUACCAAGGUUACCACCAUUACCGAUCUCCUCAUAGUCAAGAAGGUCUUCGAGUCCAAACUCCAGACGCUGCUCAAUUACACGCCAAACACGGACAUAGCCAAUCAGACCGCGGACCUCGAGUUCGUCAGCAAUUACCAGGCGAUACAAGUAGGCGUGAGAAAUACUUUCGGUUACGUGCGGAGUAGUAGUAGUAGCGAGAACAGCGCCGGCUCGAUUGGCAAGCAGCCACCGAUCGCACGACCUACCGCCUUGUCGAGCAACGGCAUCGGCAGCAGUGGCAGCAACAUCAGCAACGGACCAGGAAACGGAGCGGGCUCCUUAGGCGGUCUUCUCCUGGACCGUACUUACAGUAACGGCCUGAUCUCCUCCAGUAUGAAUUGUGGCUCGUCGUCGUCGCCUUCCUCGAUCGACACCAUCAGCACCGUGAUCUCGAAACGUUUCAGCUCGGCCAACAGCCUAGGCCCAUUCUCCACGACGAUCAGUGAUGUCAAUCUGAACGGCAUGAACGCCAAUCCGUACGAAAAGUGGAGCAACGGCGCCGUGGCGGCGAAUAACGCGCCCGGCGAUUCCGUCCUCGAUCUGACAUCCAAGUUGAUGUCCGCUACCGCAAUAUUCCCUCCCAAAUCGCAGAUCAAACGGCAGAAGAUGAUCUAUCACUGCAAAUUCGGCGAGUUCGGCGUAAUGGAGGGCCAAUUUACGGAACCGUCGGGCGUUGCCGUAAAUGCGCAGAACGACAUCAUUGUCGCCGACACAAACAACCACCGCAUUCAGAUCUUUGACAAGGAGGGCAGAUUUAAAUUUCAGUUUGGCGAGUGCGGUAAACGCGACGGUCAACUGCUUUACCCGAAUCGGGUCGCAGUUGUGAAGACGUCCGGCGAUAUUAUCGUCACGGAACGUUCGCCGACACAUCAGAUACAGAUUUACAAUCAAUAUGGUCAGUUUGUGCGCAAAUUUGGCGCAAACAUCCUCCAACAUCCGCGUGGCGUCACCGUCGAUUCGAAGGGACGUAUUGUCGUAGUGGAGUGCAAGGUAAUGCGCGUCAUUAUCUUUGAUCAGACCGGCAAUGUCUUGCAAAAGUUUGGCUGUUCAAAGCAUCUCGAAUUCCCGAAUGGCGUGGUGGUGAAUGACAAACAGGAGAUCUUCAUCAGCGACAAUCGCGCCCACUGCGUCAAGGUUUUCAAUUACGAGGGUGCUUAUCUACGACAGAUUGGCGGUGAGGGCAUCACCAACUAUCCUAUCGGCGUAGGCAUCAACACUCACGGCGAGAUACUGAUAGCGGACAAUCAUAACAACUUCAAUCUAACCAUCUUCACGCAAGACGGUCAACUGGUCUCAGCCCUCGAGAGCAAGGUCAAGCACGCGCAGUGUUUCGAUGUGGCGUUAAUGGAUGACGGCUCGGUAGUGCUCGCCAGCAAGGACUAUCGGCUGUACAUAUACCGUUAUGUGCAGGUGCCGCCGAUCGGCAUGUAGAGCAGCGACGCGUCACGACGACGACGAUGAUCGUCGUGCGCCAGUGUCAACAUUUGUCAUCGUAUUAUCACCAUCAUUCUCGUUAUCAUCAUCAUCGCCGCUCCACAUCAUUGGACGGCCGCGCGGGAUUACCGCGAUCUCGUCGAUCUUUCCUUUCACCUACGCUCGCCUGUCUUCUCCUACAUCCACCGUUCUAUCACCAACGCUCGCGCGAUCAAUUCACCACUGUUGCCAUCACCUUCUUCGCCCGCCCCCAUCUACGAGACGUUUCACGAACCGCCGACCAUUAGAGAAGGGGCGCAUCAUACGCUCCGUAUACGCGAGGAUUUGACUCCCUCGAGCGAGUGUCGUUCACGCGGCAAGAAUGGAGUCUUCGAAGCGUUUCUCCUGUGGACUCCGCCGUACGAUAUUAUCGGACAUCAUCGACAUCAUCGACGGUAUGCGAGAAAGCAUAGCGCGCGCGCGUUUCCCUCGAUACUUUCUCCGCGUCUUCGCGAGCGGCGGCCCGUUUUGCGCGGACGAAAAGGAGGAGAGACACGCGACGCCCUAUGUGUAACUCUCGCGACGUCGAAUGUCGAGGACCCGCAACAAGAGAGAGAAAGAGAGAGGACGUAAUCAACCUUGCUGCCCCGACAAAUUCGCGCGCGCUCCUUUCUUCGCGCGUACGCGCCGUAUAUACGCGUGCGCGUGCGCGAUAACUUACUUGUUAAUGUUGUUAUAAUACUGAAAAUACUGUUGUUGUUGUUUAGUUGUAGAGCUCGCCGCCGCUAGUCACUUCCCCCCUCGCCUUCCACUCUUCCCUGUCCUCCUUCCUCUUCCCUUCGCACCCGUUACCAAUUCCCCC